AAAUAAACAACGUGUCGUGCUACUUACCUAUAGCUACUAGGCUACGACGUAACGCACUGCGAAUAAUUCCACCGAAAUUCGGUGCCGAAUGUCUGACUAAUGCGGAUUCGAUGACACGAUUUAGCGUCAAUCCGCGUGCAGAUUUAUAUAUUCCGCGAGACCUCACAAAAUCAAAAUGACAUCCGUACUUCCUCCUGGGCUCGAAGGAAACCUCAUAGAAUAUGUUCAAGGGGGAGAGGGAGACUGGCUACCAUUCGACCAGAAGCGCUUCUAUACCAACGCAUUCGUUAUCCAGGACGAUAAGAUUCUUCUCGGCUUCAAGAAACGUGGAUUUGGCGUCAACAAGUACAAUGGAUUUGGUGGCAAGGUGGAACCAGGAGAGACGCUUACCGAUGCUGCGAUGCGCGAACUCAAAGAAGAAGCAGGCAUCGACGCGCCCCUUGAGCACGCAGGAUCAUUGCUGUUCAUGUCGAAAGGCGCUGGAUGGGCGUUCCAGAUCGAAAUAUUUUCCGCCCAUUCGUACUCAGGGACACCUACAGAGUCAGACGAAAUGCGACCCAAGUGGUUUUCAUUCGCGUCACCCGUGUCCGAUUCAGACGCAAUCGUGCCACCGAUCCCGUAUGAAAGUAUGUGGGAAGGUGAUGUUUACUGGCUGCCCCUCCUGGUGCAAGGACGAAAAUUCGUUGGCCGGGUUGAUUUUGUGACGCAAGGUGAUGGUUUGGUGAUGACGAGGCACUGGUUUGGCACUGUUGGUUCAGAUAACUAAUGGAUCUAUACCACUAUCUGCAAAGAGUAAGAAAUCGAAAGUGAAUUACAGCUACUCAUUAUCUUUAACAAAUACGAUGGGGA
Messenger RNA from Suillus paluster, 849 nucleotides. Its product is annotated as NUDIX hydrolase domain-like protein. The record is from RefSeq and is a predicted model, not a curated record. Gene Ontology annotation, molecular function: 8-oxo-7,8-dihydroguanosine triphosphate pyrophosphatase activity. Gene Ontology annotation, biological process: DNA protection. Bases 176 to 766 code for a protein of 196 amino acids. Lineage: Eukaryota; Fungi; Basidiomycota; Agaricomycetes; Boletales; Suillaceae. The transcript is spliced from 5 exons.